Messenger RNA from Aspergillus novofumigatus IBT 16806, 954 nucleotides. Its product is annotated as glycoside hydrolase family 75 protein. Gene Ontology annotation, molecular function: chitosanase activity. NCBI's taxonomy places the organism in Eukaryota, Fungi, Ascomycota, Eurotiomycetes, Eurotiales, Aspergillaceae. The transcript has a single exon. The record is from RefSeq and is a predicted model, not a curated record. Bases 1 to 954 code for a protein of 317 amino acids.
AUGCGUCACGGAUCAGUCCUCGUAGCCAUCACGGCUACCUUGUUUCCAUCACAAGUCACGGCCAAGGACGUCCCCUCGGCUCUCAAAGCUUUCUACAACAAGGCCAGAAGCGGCGGCGACUGCACAGGUGCCGACGUUCUCCAAAGGGGCUUCCACAACACCGAAUGGAGCGGCGGUCACACAACCUACUGCACCAAGUACCUCCCCACCGGCAAGGGCUUCUACCUCAAGGGUCCCGGGUCCGACCUCGCAAACAUGGACAUCGACUGCGACGGGGAGCAGAGCCGCGGCGACGGACGCUGCGGGUCGUCAACGGACAUACAGGGCCAGACGCGGUGGGGUUUGAAACACCUCGAGAAGCACGGGGUCAGGGAUCUCAACGCAAACAUCCACCCGUAUGUCGUCCUCGGGAAUGAAGGCAGCUACAGCCCGACGUUUGACCCGCGCACGGCUGGCGUCGAGCCCCUGAGCAUCGUGGCCGUCGUGUGCGGCGACGAGCUCGUCUAUGGAGUCUGGGGCGACACCAACGGGGAUGACAACGAGCAUCCCAUGGUUGGAGAAGCCAGUCUGGCGCUGGCGACCGCAUGCUAUGGCCCGAGGAUCAGCGGUAACAGCGGCCAUGAUGAGGCCGAUGUGCUGUACAUUGCUUUUGCGGGCAUGGAGGCUGUGCCUGCAAGGGCCAAGUGGGAUGCGGACAGCUACGAGGCGUUCGAGCAGAGCAUCACUGCGCAAGGGGAUCAGUUGGUCGCGCAGUUGUAUGGCGAUAAGUCAACAGCGACCGGUGGCACUGAUGCUCAACACACGCCUUCAUCGAGCAACAGCAACAGCCACAGCGACCAUGACGACGAUAACUCAAAGCACAAUCACAAGUCCGGCGGUGCACGACGGAGCACAAUACCACGACUUUGCCACAUCAUUCUGGUUGCCUCUGUCGCCUUGUUCGGCCUCGCCUGA